GUCCCCCUGUCAGUGGAGGAUGGGAUACUUCAACCUGGGGAAUAAAAUCAAACGCAGAGCCGCAGAGUCAACCAGCAACCUCUCCCAAAGCAAUUACAAAGCCAGUUCGGAGAACGGUGGUAGAUGAAUCUGAAAAUUUCUUCAGUGCCUUUCUCUCGCCAGCGGAUGUCCAGACCAUUCAGAAGAGUCCAGUGGUAUCCAAACCGCCGGCUAAAUCACAGAGACCAGAAGAAGAAGUGAAAAGCACCUUACAGGAGACCGUGCACACUGGAGGGUCAAGAACACCUGAAACAACUGAGUCAAAAGGGACUGACUCUUUUCCCUGUGUCUCCCCAGGGGAAAAUCGGGCAGUCGCCACUCUGUCACCUAAAGCUGAAGGCGAGCAUGGAGAAACCGUUAAUAAAGAUUCUGAUAUGAAGGUGUCAACCACAAGUUUGAAAGUAUCUGAGAGUGUAAUUAAUGUUAAAACAACUAGGGAAAGUGUAUCUAACAUGUCUACGCAGUCUCCCACAGCAGAAACAAAGGACAUAGCUUCAGAAGCAAAGGAACAGAAACACGAAGACAGACAGAGCAAUACACCUUCUCCUCCCGUUAGUACCUUCUCCUCAGGUACUUCUACUACCAGUGAUAUUGAAGUUCUAGAUCACGAAAGUGUAAUAAGUGAGAGCUCAGCAAGUUCCAGACAAGAGACUACAGAUGCAAAAUCAAGUCUUCACUUGAUGCAGACAUCUUUUCAGCUUCUCUCAGCAUCUGCUUGUCCUGAGUAUAAUCGUUUAGACGACUUCCCCAAACUCACUGAGAGUUGCUGCUCAUCUGAUGCUUUUGAAAGAAUAGACUCGUUUAGUGUACAGUCAUUAGAUAGCCGAAGUGUAAGUGAAAUCAAUUCAGACGACGAAUUGUCAGGCAAGGGUUAUGCUUUAGUACCUAUUAUAGUUAAUCCUUCAACCCCAAAGACUAAAGUAGUUGAACCUGUUGAAGGAAAAUCUGAGGAAGAAGUAAAUGAAACAGUUAUACCCACUGAGGAAACAGAAAUGGAAGAAAGUGGACGGAGUGCAACUCCUGUGAACUGUGAACAGCCUGAUAUCUUGGUUUCUUCUCCGCCAAUAAAUGAAGGACACACUGUCUUAGACAAGGUGGUUGAGCAGUGCGAAGCUGCAGGAAGUCAGCCAGAAGCACUUUCUGAGGAGGAGGACAUUUGCAAGAAAGUUGCAUUUCUGAAUGAGAAACUGGACAAAAGGGAGGCUCAGUUAUUAUCUCUUAGUAAAGAAAAAGCACUUCUAGAAGAAGCUUAUGAUAAUCUGAAAGAUGAAAUGUUCAGAGUGAAAGAAGAAAGCAGCAGCAUUUCUUCCUUGAAAGAUGAGUUUGCUCAAAGAAUUGCAGAAGCAGAAAAGAAAGUUCAGCUAGCCUGCAAAGAGAGAGAUGCUGCUAAAAAGGAAAUCAAAACUAUGAAAGAAGAACUUGCGACCAGAUUAAAUUGUAGUGAAACUUCAGACCUUUUGAAAGAGAAAGAUGAGCAGAUCCGAGGCUUAUUGGAAGAAGGAGAAAAACUUUCAAAACAGCAGUUGCAGAGUUCUAACAUCAUUAAGAAAUUAAGAGCUAAAGACAAAGAGAAUGAAAAUAUUAUUGCAAAGUUGAAGAAAAAAGUUAAAGAGCUAGAAGAAGAGUUGCAACAUUUGAAACAGGUCCUUGAUGGUAAAGAAGAAGUUGAGAAACAACAUAGAGAAAAUAUUAAAAAACUAAAUUCUGUGGUCGAACGUCAAGAGAAAGAUCUUGGCCAAUUUCAAGCGGCUAUGAAUGAACUUGAAGAAAAGAACCGAAGUAUUCAGGCUGCUCUUGACAGUGCAUACAAAGAACUUACUGAUCUUUACAAAGCCAAUGCUGCAAAGGCUAGUGAGGCACAGGAAGCUGCUCUGAGUCACGAAAUGAAAGCUAAGGAAGAACUUUCUGCAGCUCUAGAGAAGGUCCAAGAAGAAGCCCGUCAGCAGCAAGAAACAUUAGCCAUUCAGAGACUCCAGGAAGCAGAAAAUCGAAACCAGGAACUGAGUCAAAGUGUUUCGUCAACGACAAGACCAUUGCUUCGACAGAUAGAAAAUUUGCAGGCGACACUAGGGUCCCAGACAUCGUCGUGGGAGAAGUUAGAGAAGAGUCUCUCUGACAGGCUGGGUGAAUCUCAGACCUUGUUGGCAGCAGCCGUUGAAAGAGAACGUGCGGCUACGGAAGAACUCCUUGCCAACAAAAUUCAGCUGUCUUCCAUGGAGUCCCAGAAUUCUCUCUUAAGACAAGAAAACAGUAGAUUUCAGGCCCAGCUAGAAUCAGAGAAAAAUAGGCUAAUAAAACUGGAAGAUGAAAAAAAUAGGUACCAGGUUGAAUUAGAAAACCUAAAAGAUGAUUAUGUGAGAACACUGGAAGAGACAAGGAAAGAAAAGACACUGUUGAGCAGUCAGUUAGAAAUGGAGAAAAUGAAAGUUGAACAAGAACGGAAGAAAGCCAUUUUUACUCAAGAAGCAAUAAAAGAAAAGGAACGGAAGCCAUUUUCUGUUUCUAGCACGCCUACAAUGUCACGAUCAAGUUCAAUAAGUGGAGUUGAGAUGGCAGGGCUGCAAACAUCUUUCCUGUCUCAGGAUGAGCCUCAUGAUCUCUCACUUGGACCAAUGUCUGUAUCAGCAAGUGGAAGCAAUCUUUAUGAGGCUGUAAGGAUGGGGGCAGGAUCUAGCAUUAUCGAAAAUCUACAGUCCCAGCUACAACUAAGGGAAGGAGAAAUUACUCAUUUACAGGUAGAAAUUGGCAGUCUAGAAAAAACACGCUCCAUAAUGGCUGAAGAGCUAGUUAAAUUAACAAAUCAAAAUGAUGAACUUGAAGAGAAAGUGAAGGAGAUACCCAAACUUCGAACUCAGCUAAGAGAUUUGGAUCAGAGAUACAACACUAUUUUGCAGAUGUAUGGAGAAAAAGCAGAAGAGGCGGAAGAACUUCGAUUAGAUCUUGAAGAUGUAAAAAAUAUGUAUAAGACUCAAAUAGACGAACUUUUAAGACAGAGGCUCAGUUAACUUCUGAAAAUUACAUUCCCAUCAAACUGAAUGUAAUCAUUUAAUAACUAAAUGCAGACUUUCAAUAAAUUCUCUUGUAGAAUUAGAAAGUGGAAUUUAUUAUAGAGAUAAAACAUUGGAAAAAGUUUUAUAGUAUAUAGUAAUAUUUGCAGUUAAAUUAUUUUGUGCAAUAUUUGAACUUUAUUUUUGAAACUAUCUUUAAAGAUUUAUUUUUUAAAGCAUCUUUUUUUUUUUCCAUGAAUAGCACCGAGAUUUAUUACUUUAUCCUUAUGUCAGUAUGGUUGGGGAAGAAGAAUGGUGUUCAUACAUUGUAUUAUAGAUAAAAACUAAUUAUAUCUGUAAUUUAUAUGUUUGUAUAUAUUGAGAACAUUUAAUGAGUGAUAUUGACAUAUUGAAACUUUGAAAUCUUUCACACUUAAAUCUUCAACAUUUCUAUUUACUACUCAUGAAAAUGGACAUUAAGUGUCCAAUUUUAAAAAAAUAUUAAACUUCCUGUUACUAAA
Messenger RNA from Myotis davidii, 3547 nucleotides. It is a transcript of the gene TMF1, whose product is annotated as TATA element modulatory factor 1. Gene Ontology annotation, cellular component: Golgi apparatus; endoplasmic reticulum. NCBI's taxonomy places the organism in Eukaryota, Metazoa, Chordata, Mammalia, Chiroptera, Vespertilionidae. The transcript has 15 exons. The record is from RefSeq and is a predicted model, not a curated record. The coding region runs from base 414 to 3044 and encodes 876 amino acids.